This is a messenger RNA of Erythranthe guttata (spotted monkey flower), 486 nucleotides long. NCBI's taxonomy places the organism in Eukaryota, Viridiplantae, Streptophyta, Magnoliopsida, Lamiales, Phrymaceae. The record is from RefSeq and is a predicted model, not a curated record.
AUCCUCAAGUGUUGAUGUACCCCGCAACAAUUUCGAAAGAGGGCUGAAAGCUUUAUCCAUCCAUGGUGAGAAAAAAAAUGAAGGAGAGGAGAGAUGUAGUGAGGUCGUUUUUGGUUGGGGAAGUUAGUGUGAUUGUGGGUACGGGAGUGUUGGGCAGAGGAGUUGAUCUCUUGUAUGUGAGGCAGGUUAUUGUGUUUGACGUGCCGAAUUCGAUAAAAGAGUAUGUGCAUAUGAUUGGUAGGGCCUCGAGAAUGGGAGAAGAUGGUGCGGCGAUUGUGUUUGUGAACGAGGACGAUAAGAAAAUAUUUCCAGAGUUGGUUGAUAUUCUAGAAUCUUCUGGUGCUGUGAUUCCUCGCGAGCUUGCCAAUUCACGGCAUGCAGUGAGUUCUUUCUCAGUAGUCAGGGCUCAGAAGAAAAGGAAGCAUGGCUAUUGAAGAUACCGUAUCAUUUUUAUUUUUUCCGCUUAUGUAGUUUGUCUGAGAAUGU